UUUUUUUUGUAGCUAUUACUUUUUUUAGGUAUUUAUUCUCUCCCUCUCCUUCCUUGGUUCUAUAUAUUAUUGUUUUCCCCCCACUUGACUUCUUCCUCUCUGCUCUGCUCCUCCAAAGUCCAACCCCUCACCUCCUCUCUCUCUCUCUCUCCCCUUUUUCUCUCUCAUAAGCAAAAGUCAGCGCCUUGUUUUGUCUUCUCCCGAAAAACAGAGCGCUCUCCUCUGCAACCACAAAGACAGAGCACGGGUUUCCCCAUACCCACCACUUCACCGGCCGCUCCUCUUGUCCCCCCGCCAAUCCCUUCCAUGGCCGACGAUUGGGAUCUCCUCGCCGUCGUCAGAGGCUGCUCCGCCGCUUCUUCCUCCGCCAUCCCCACCUGCUGCAAUACAACCACCACCAGCAGCAGCAGCAGCGCUUCUUCAUCCUUCCAGCUCGAUUUCCACUCUCAGUCGCCGUCGCCGUCGUCUUCCUUCACUCCUUACGGCCUCGAGCAAGUCUCCCGAUUCUUCUGUUCAUCACCAUCAUCAGUAGCAGCAGCCAGCCCCGUGGAUUUGGCGAGAAGGGAUUUAAUUGGAGACAAGCUGGAUGAGCUUUACAAGCCCUUUUUCCCCAGAUCUCAUCAUUCUCUGUCUCUCCCUCCGCCGCCGCCGCCACCGACGACGAAUGCUUCCGCCUCCCUGAUUUCUCCUCCAUUUCCUGCCGACCAAACGAACCCAGCUCCGCCGCCCUUCCUCCUCCGCAACCAACCGCCGCUCAAACGCCCGCUUCCUUCCUCUGCCUCCGCUCCUAGUUCAUCCCGUUCCAAAAGAAGAAAGAACCAGGUGAAGAAGGUUUGCCAGGUGCCGGCGGAGGCGCUCUCUGCCGAUGUCUGGGCAUGGCGGAAGUACGGUCAGAAACCCAUCAAAGGCUCUCCUUACCCUAGGGGAUAUUACCGAUGUAGCACAUCCAAGGCUUGUAUGGCCCGGAAACAGGUGGAGCGGAACAGAUCCGACCCGGGAAUGUUCAUCGUCACCUACACGGCGGAGCACAGCCACCCGGCUCCCUCCCACCGCAACUCCCUCGCCGGAACCACCCGCCACAAGACAUCUCCGGCCGACGAAUCGGAGAAGCCCUGUUCCGACGUCAAGCCGACCAGUUCGUCUCCGACGACUCCCGCGGAGGACGACGAUCAGCAGCAGCAGCUCCUCCUCCAGGGCACGGCGGCGGCGGAGAGCAAGGAAGUGGAUUUGGAGAUGAUCGAGGACGAGGAGGACAACGAUGAGUCGGGGAACUGCGGCGGGUUCUCGCCGGAUGCUCCGGACGACGAUUUCUUCGUGGGUUUGGAGGAGCUCACGAGUUUGGCUGCGGGUGAUUGCUUUUCCGUGCCUUUCCCGACGGGGUUUGGGUUCCCUAGGCUCGCCACCGCCGGCAGUUUCUGAGACUUUGAGUGAUGCGACUCGCGGCUCUGCUUUCCUGCUACUUUAUUACCCUUUUUAAGAAAAAAAGAGAACAGUUAGCUUAAAUGGGUUCUAUUCAAUUUAAUCGUUGUUGUUGUUGUUGUUACUGACCAUCGAAAGCUUUCUUUUUUUGUUGCUUAGAUACAGAGAUUUUUGUUGUUUGUUUAGAGCGACUAUCAAACAAAUGUGUGGUUGGUGAUGGAACAAAUGUUCGAUUGUAGAAGAAAGGUGCGGAACAAAGCAGAAAUUCCAUUGCAGUAGACGAUUGAGUGGCUUAGUUGAGAAUUCAGACAUAUUCUUCGCU
Messenger RNA from Linum tenue, 1741 nucleotides. NCBI's taxonomy places the organism in Eukaryota, Viridiplantae, Streptophyta, Magnoliopsida, Malpighiales, Linaceae. The record is from the annotation of a GenBank genome assembly.